AUGAAAGAGGCCGUCAGGUACCUCAAGGCUCUACUCACUGAGCCUGAACACUUCGAGUCACUCUUGGAGCUCACCAAGCGGCCUUUAGCCGCUUAUGUCUAUGUCAUCAGUCCCUCGCUCAUUUACCACCUCUACACCUCCUCCCCCAGCUUCAACGCUAACGCCCUAGGCCUACUAGCCCCAGAACAAGAGCUCUGCUUCAUUGCUCAACACAUCCACAGCCCCACAGCCCGGAACCUAGAUAGAGUCUUUUCAACUGGCGGAAAUUACCCUACCAGACUGCACACACUGCCAACACCCAAAGAAUAGGAGCACCUGAGUACCAUACAGGGCGCUACCCGUCUUUCAUGCCCCCUGGGAGGCUUUCAUAGGACGUUAAACAAUACAUACAUACAUACAUACACAAUACAACCUCAGUUCAAUCCU
Molecule: messenger RNA, 426 nt
Organism: Pyrenophora tritici-repentis Pt-1C-BFP
Lineage: Eukaryota; Fungi; Ascomycota; Dothideomycetes; Pleosporales; Pleosporaceae
Source: RefSeq, a predicted model, not a curated record